Molecule: messenger RNA, 2061 nt
Organism: Penicillium canariense
Lineage: Eukaryota; Fungi; Ascomycota; Eurotiomycetes; Eurotiales; Aspergillaceae
Product: putative NADH-ubiquinone oxidoreductase 64 kDa subunit
Exons: 5
Coding region: 1-2061 (686 amino acids)
Molecular function (GO): calcium ion binding; NADH dehydrogenase activity
Source: RefSeq, a predicted model, not a curated record
AUGCGCCCGGCGGUGCUCCAGAGUCGUACGGAUGGCCACGCCCUGAGAUCAAUUGGUUCUUUGGUCACUAGAUCUCAGGCGUCAAAGGCUCGUUUGGCUGCUAGGUUUCCUAUCUCACGCUCCCUGAACACCUCCUUUUGCCAUCCCCUGCCCCGGCGUGCUUACGGUCCCGCCCCCAAUGUCUCAACCCAAAUCCGGUUCCUAUCCGACAACACAGCUGCCAGAGCUGCUCUCAAGCCGCGGUCGAGGAUCCUAGUAGCUCUUUACAAGACGUUCACCUACUGUGGUUUCUUUGUUAUUGGUACCAGCGCCGUUGUCAUCGCCUUCUUCGUCUACGAUGCUAGCACAUACCGCGAGACCCCCAGCGCGAUGGACAUCCCUGUCUCCGAAUUAGCGCUCAAUCCGCGUCGCGGUGGUCCCAAGAACCUUCCCAUUGCGGAUAUUCUCGUGGGUGACUACGAUUCGGAAUAUAUGAUCGAGCAAAAGGACAAGCCUCGUUUGGUGAUCCUGGGUACUGGCUGGGGUAGCAUUGCGCUGCUAAAGAACCUGAACCCGGGUGACUAUCACGUUACUGUUGUUUCCCCCACUAACUACUUUCUGUUCACUCCCAUGUUGCCCUCCGCCACAGUAGGCACUCUUGGUCUUCGAUCACUGGUUGAACCAGUGCGGCGCAUCAUCGACCGUGUCCACGGUCAUUUCUUGAAGGCUUCUGCGACGGAUGUCGACUUCUCCUACAAAUUGGUUGAGGUUUCGCAAAUUGACCAGGAUGGAAACCAGCAAAAUUUCUACCUUCCGUAUGAUAAGCUUGUUAUUGGAGUUGGUUGCGUCACAAACCCACACGGUGUCAAGGGCCUCGAGAACUGCAACUUCCUGAAGACAAUUGACGACGCUCGCCGGAUCAAGAACAAGGUGCUAGACAACAUGGAACAGGCCUGUCUGCCUACUACCACUGACGAGGAGCGCCGGCGUCUGUUGUCUUUCGUUGUCUGCGGCGGUGGCCCGACUGGUGUCGAAUUUGCUGCUGAAUUAUUCGAUCUGCUCAAUGAGGACCUGCUCCAUUCCUUCCCUCGUAUCGUCCGCAACGAGAUCUCGGUUCACAUCAUCCAGAGCCGAAGUCAUAUCCUCAACACUUAUGAUGAAGCACUUUCCAAGUAUGCCGAGGGCCGCUUUUCUCGCGACGGCGUUGAAGUAUUGACCAAUGCCCGAGUAAAGGAGGUCCAGAAAGACCGCGUACUUUUCAGUCAGGUCGAAGAUGGUAAAACGGUUGUCAAGGAAAUCCCUACCGGAUUCUGUCUAUGGUCGACUGGCGUCUCUCGUGCCGAGAUCUGCGAGACACUCUCCAACAAACUAGAAGGACAAAGCAACAAGCACGCCCUGGAAACCGACUCCCAUCUUCGCCUGAUUGGUGCUCCUCUGGGUGACGUCUACGCCAUCGGUGACUGCUCCACCGUUCAGAACAACCUCGCCGAUAACAUCAUCAGGUUCCUGCGCACCAUCGCCUGGGAGAAGGGCCGUGACCCCGAGAAAGUGCAGCUGACCUUCACCGAGUGGCGUGACGUCGCCAACCGCGUGAAGAAGCGUUUCCCGCAAGCCUCGAACCAUCUCCGCCGGCUGGACCGUCUCUUCGAGCAGUACGACUUCGACCACUCCGGCACCCUCGACUACGGCGAACUCUCCGAACUCCUCCACCAAAUCGACACCAAGCUCACCUCCUUGCCUGCCACUGCUCAGCGCGCUAAUCAGCAAGGCAUGUAUCUAGGCCACAAGCUGACCAAGAUUGCUGCCGCCCUGCCUGGUCUCAAGGCUAAUGAGAUCGACUACGGUGACCUGGACGAGGCUGUGUACAAGGCGUUCAGGUACAAGCACCUUGGCAGCCUGGCGUACAUUAGCAACGCUGCUAUCUUCGACUUCGGUGGCUUGAGCUUCAGCGGCGGCGUUAUUGCCAUGUAUCUUUGGCGCAGCAUUUACUUCGCGCAGAGUGUCAGCUUCCGCACGCGUUGUAUGCUGGCGAUGGAUUGGGCCAAGCGUGCUCUCUUUGGAAGAGAUCUUAUGAGCUUUUAA